AUGGGGGUAGACAAGAACAAUGACGAAGGGAAGAUUAUGGAGAAGGGAGCGACAGAAACACCCAUCCAGAACAUGUACAGCUUUUGGUACAUCAAGCGCAGCACUGGCAACAAGGCCGUCAGCGAGAGCUACGAGAAGAGCAUCAAGGGGCUCGGUGACUUCAAGACGGUCCAGGAUUUUUGGAGGAUUUACAACCACUUGGUGCGGCCGAAUGACCUGCCGAACACCAUGGACUACCACCUUUUCAAGACGGGAAUCAAGCCCAUGUGGGAAGACCCAGCCAACCGACGAGGUGGCAAGUGGAUGGUGCGCCUUCGCAAGGGCAUCGCCUCUCGUUACUGGGAAGAUCUGGUGCUAGCGAUCAUUGGCGAGCAGUUUGACGUGGGAAACGAGAUCUGUGGCGCUGUCAUUUCGAUCCGAUACAACGAGGACAUCAUCUCACUCUGGAACCGCAAUGCUGACAACAACGAAGCGUGCUACCGCAUUCGUGAUACGAUGCGGAAAGUGCUCAACCUACCGCAAUUUGUGGCGUUGGAGUACAAGCGCCACGACACGUCUCUGAACGACAACUCUAGUUUCCGCAAUACGACGCUGUGGCGCUCGGACAAAAACGAUGGCAACAGUCGUGAAGGCUCUUCUAGCGGGGAUCGAACGUCUUCUGGCUCGCGUUACUCCCGCGGCGACAAGUCUUCAGGUCACCAACGAUCAGCUUGGGGCCGUGACAACAAGCGUUCCUUCUACAAGUCCGACAGCGGCGACAACGGCCAUCACCGUAACAGCAGGACCAACGAUGACAAGGGUGAGGGUGACCACUAA
Messenger RNA from Phytophthora nicotianae INRA-310, 816 nucleotides. RefSeq lists its product as hypothetical. Gene Ontology annotation, molecular function: translation initiation factor activity; RNA 7-methylguanosine cap binding. Gene Ontology annotation, biological process: translational initiation. NCBI's taxonomy places the organism in Eukaryota, Oomycota, Peronosporomycetes, Peronosporales, Peronosporaceae. The coding region runs from base 1 to 816 and encodes 271 amino acids. Gene Ontology annotation, cellular component: eukaryotic translation initiation factor 4F complex; cytoplasm. The record is from RefSeq and is a predicted model, not a curated record. The transcript has 6 exons.